Molecule: messenger RNA, 2247 nt
Organism: Candida tropicalis MYA-3404
Lineage: Eukaryota; Fungi; Ascomycota; Pichiomycetes; Serinales; Debaryomycetaceae
Gene: MNN15
Product: putative alpha-1,3-mannosyltransferase
Exons: 1
Coding region: 1-2247 (748 amino acids)
Biological process (GO): protein O-linked glycosylation
Cellular component (GO): Golgi apparatus
Molecular function (GO): alpha-1,3-mannosyltransferase activity
Source: RefSeq, a predicted model, not a curated record
AUGAGGUUGACGUUGAAAAAAUGUUUAUUGAGUAUAUUUUUCAUUACUUUACUAAUAGUGGGGUACUUUUCUUUACAAUUAGUAGAUCUAGUACAAAUUCGAGAUUUAUUAUUUGAUACUGAAAAAUUUGAUCUUGAAAGUCUUAAGCAAGAUAAUUUAAGAAUUAAACAAGAUAUUCAUUAUUCCAAUUAUUUAUUUAGUGGAUAUAACAAUUUCACUAAAGAAUUUACCGAUCUUGAUAAAAUUAAACAAUUACCAAUUAAUGAAAAAUGUGAAAUUAUAUUUAAUCAAUGGAAUAAAUUUAAUCCUGAUUGGAGAUUUCGUACCUGGAAUCAUAGAGAUGAAAGAUAUGAUAAAUCAUCAGAUAAAAAAGAUGAAUUUUUCAAAGAUAGAAUUGAUGAAAUACGAAAGAAAUUUGAAAAAUCUUUCCCUAAUAGAAAAUUCGAAUUAGAUAGACUGAUGAAUAUAACAAUAUCUAAAAGAUUUAAAGAAAGUGUACGAAAAUCAAAAGAAAUCUUACAAAAAAUGGCAGAUACAACUACUUUAAUACGUUUAUAUGGUAAAUGUUUUAUUGGGAAAGAAAAUAAACUUAAUGAUCAAUUAAAUACAUUAUAUAAAGAUUUUACAAAGAGAAUUUUCCCAUUUAUGAAUGAAGUAUCACCUAGAUUUAGAAAAGCUGGAGAAAUUGAAGAUUAUGGAUGGCCAGUAUAUGAUGAUAAUAGUAAUAUAAUUGAAAGGAAAGACGAUUUAACAGAGAAUCCGAUUGAUUUCCUUAAUAAGAAUGUUAAAGGACGUGGGAUUGUGAUUUCCGUAUCAACGAGACAUUCAAAAGAUGUUUCUAGAUUAAUUAAAGUUCUUCGAGCUUUGAAUAAUAAACUUCCAAUUCAAAUUCUUUAUAAAAAUGAUAUUAGCAAGAAAGCAAUGACAGCUAUUGAAGAUGCAGCAAUAGCCACACCUGAAGAAUUACUACAUCCUUCAAUUACACAAGAACAUAAGAAUUUUAUGCCAGAGUUACAAUUAUUGGAACAAUAUAAAGAAUAUGGAUCAGAAUUUCCUAAACAAGAUUUAACAUUCGUUAAUAUUAUUAAUUGUGUAUCGAAAGGAUAUAAAUGGUCAUUUACGGGGUAUUCAAAUAAAAUAUUAGCUAUGUUAUUUACAAGUUUCGAAGAAUUAAUAUUGCUUGAUGCAGAUGUUGUUCCAUUAGUUCCACCUGAAGAAUUUUUCAAUUCUAAGCAAUACAAAAAAUCAGGCACUUAUUUCUUCAAAGAUCGUUCAUUAAGAGAUCAUAAUGAUUAUAUUGAAACUAAUUUUUUCACAACUUUAUUUCCAAGUAAUGAAAUUUCAAUUGAGACGUUAUUUGAUAUUCCCAGAAUAACAGAGAAAACAUUAGGUAAUAGAUAUAUGACUGGAUGGAGACAUCAUCAAGAAGCUGGUGUUGUUGCAUAUAAUAAAAAACAGCAUUAUUUGGGACUAUUACUAAUGUUCCCAUUGUGUCUUUGGACAGAACCUAUUAAUAGUAGUGUUUGGGGAGAUAAAGAUUUAUUUUGGUCAUCAUUAUCUUGUGCAGCUGAUGAAAAUUAUGAAUUUAAUGAAUAUUCAGCAGCUUCAGUAGGUGAAAGAACAACAGAUGAAAAAAGGAAAUAUUAUCCAAAUAGUCAAAGCAAUGAACUUUGUUCAACUCAUCCUGGUCAUAUCAAUGAAGAAGGGAAAUUAUUAUGGAUAAAUUCUGGAUUUAGUUAUUGUAAAAAAAAUGGAUAUUAUAGAGAUCGAGUUAAAUUUCCAUUUUCAGUAUUUGAACAAAAAGAAUUAUUAAGUUUAUUUAAUUCUCCAUUGAAAAUAAGAUCAGCCGUGAUUCCACCUGAUUUACCAAAACUUAGAGAACCCGGAAGUCCACCUGAUCCAACAUCAGAAUUGGAAAUUAUUAAAUCUUGGAAACAAAGAAAGAAAGAUAUUGAUGAAAUUAAUGAAAAAUUGCCAAAUGAUGAAGAACGUUAUCAGUUUAUAACUGAAUGGGGACCACAGAAAGGAUGGGUUAAAAAUUCUAUUUGUUUUGGAUAUUAUUAUUGCGCUUAUGAUCAAAUUGAAAGUUAUUCUCCAGAUAAAGAUUUUGAUAUUGGACAUUAUUUUGAAUUUGACGAUGAAUCAACCAGAAUGUAUGAUUUUUUAAGUAAGAUUUGGCACACUGGUGGAUCAAGAACUAAAUAUACCCCUCCACCUGUUGAAGAAGCAGGAGAUGAUCCUAAAUGA